This is a messenger RNA of Sclerotinia sclerotiorum 1980 UF-70, 2022 nucleotides long. RefSeq lists its product as hypothetical. The record is from RefSeq and is a predicted model, not a curated record. Bases 1 to 2022 code for a protein of 673 amino acids. Gene Ontology annotation, biological process: carbohydrate metabolic process. The transcript is spliced from 8 exons. Lineage: Eukaryota; Fungi; Ascomycota; Leotiomycetes; Helotiales; Sclerotiniaceae. Gene Ontology annotation, molecular function: hydrolase activity, hydrolyzing O-glycosyl compounds.
AUGUCUGUCCCCGGCAUUGCCCAAGUUUCUCGUCGCCACGACACGGGAUAUUUACCAAUAGAGAAUUAUGGUCUAAUUGGGAAUAUGAGAACUUGUGCUUUGGUAGGUAUCGAUGGAAGUAUUGAUUUUAUGUGCUGGCCCGAUUUCGAUUCUCCUUCGGUAUUUGGUCGACUUCUAGACAAAGAUAAAGGUGGCCAUUUUUCAAUCACUCCUGCAUCUGGAGUUACUUUCAAUACAAAGCAACAAUACCUUCCAUCUUCAAAUAUCCUACAAACUCGAUAUAUUCAUGAAGAGGGUGUAGUUGACUUGAUCGAUUUCUUUCCACGUCCUAACCAUAGUCAUGUCGCAAAAAAAAGCUCCAUGCCGUUUCGAGAAACUACAAAAGUUCAAGGCGAAUUGAAAAAAUGGCUGGUACGUCGAGUCGAAUGUAUUCGAGGUAGUGUCGAUUUAGAUGUGGAGAUAUUUCCAGCUUUCAAUUAUGCCCGCGAUGAACAUGAUCUCGAAAUUCUUAUGCCGGAGCAUCCCCCAGGAGCACUGGAGAGCAAAACGGUUACCUUUACCAGUAAAGACAUAAAACUUCAACUCGAUGUGACUAUUGAUCAUGGUGAGGAGAAUAAAGAGUCAUGCCCCUCCCUAAUAUUCCGUCGAGUAAGACAGAAGGAAGGUAAAGGUGAUGGUGUUGUUGCAAAUAUACGAUUACAAGAAGGUCAAGCUAUUUCGUUCGUCUUGCGUGAUGAUAUUCCCAAUCAUAUUACUAGGGAUGUCACUACCGAAGUUUUAGAUGCACAACAACAUGAUACUCAAAGAUUUUGGUCAAGCUGGAUUGGUCAAAGUAAAUAUACAGGUCGCUGGAGAGAGGUGGUUGCUAGAAGUUUGAUGAUUUUAAAGUUAUUGACUUACGAGCCUACUGGUGCAAUUAUUGCGGCACCCACUUUCUCUAUUCCUGAAGAUAUUGGAGGAGUCCGCAAUUGGGAUUACCGUUACUCCUGGGUACGAGAUUCUAGUUUCACAAUUUAUAUUCUACUCAGGAUGGGAUUCGUUGAAGAAGCCGAUGCAUACAUGAGCUUUAUCAGUGAUCGAUUUAGAUUGUCAAGAGGUCCAGAUGGUGCUUUACCGAUAAUGUUCACAAUUCGUGGCGAGACUGAUAUUCCGGAAAUUGAGCUUGGCCAUCUCUCUGGUUAUAGAGAUAGUGGUCCAGUUCGUAUUGGUAAUGGUGCAGCUUUUCAUCAACAGUUCGAUAUCUAUGGUGAGCUUAUGGAUGCUAUAUAUCUUUGGAACAAAUAUGGAAAGCCUGUUACAUGGGAUCAAUGGGUAGCAGUAAGGGAAAUUCUAGAUUAUGUUUUGAAAAUCUGGAAAGAAUCCGAUAUGUCGAUUUGGGAGGUCCGAAGCAGAAAACAAAAUUACACAUAUUCCAAGAUUAUGCUCUGGGUAGCAUUUGACCGUGGAGUACGUCUUUCGGAAAAACGUUGUUUGCCUUGUCCGAAUAAAGCAGAAUGGUUAAGAGUUCGUGAUACUAUCUAUGAAGAAAUCAUGGAGAAAGGCUACAACACUGAUCUACAAGUCUUUGUCCAAAGUUAUGAAUCCCGCACCAUGCUUGACUCAUCUAUUCUCAUUGCACCUCUCGUCUUCUUCAUCUCUCCCAAUGACCCACGAUUCCUAAAUACAAUUGAUAAAAUUCUUCUUUCCCCUGAAAAAGGAGGUCUCACAGAAACCGGUCUCGUCUUCCGUUACAAUACUGCUACAUCCGAAGAUGGUGUUGGUGGUCGCGAAGGUGCAUUCUCUAUGUGUACUUUCUGGUUGGUUGAAGCACUUACUAGGGCGGGUGUUUAUGAUAGGAAGUAUUUGGUAAAGGCAGUUAGCAUAUUUGAGAAUAUGUUAAGUUUCGGUAAUCAUUUGAGUAUGUUUAGUGAGGAGAUUGCGAGGAGUGGUGAACAAUUGGGAAAUACGCCACAGGCAUUUAGUCACUUGGCUUUGAUUAGUGCAGCUUUUAAUUUAGAUAGGGCGACGAAGGGGAAGGUUUAA